This is a messenger RNA of Rana temporaria (common frog), 4774 nucleotides long. RefSeq names its product phospholipase C gamma 2 (gene PLCG2). Bases 343 to 4152 code for a protein of 1269 amino acids. Lineage: Eukaryota; Metazoa; Chordata; Amphibia; Anura; Ranidae. Gene Ontology annotation, molecular function: protein binding; phosphatidylinositol-4,5-bisphosphate phospholipase C activity. The record is from RefSeq and is a predicted model, not a curated record. The transcript is spliced from 34 exons. Gene Ontology annotation, biological process: phosphatidylinositol-mediated signaling; phospholipid catabolic process; positive regulation of epithelial cell migration.
CUCCCUAUAAAACCACCGCACACCAAUGUGCCUCUGAUACUUCCUCGUCUCUAAACCACCUCCUUCUCCUCUCGCUGCAUUCUUCCCCAUUGCUGGAAACUCUUCGCACUCUUCGCCUUUAUCUCUCUACUUUUUGUACUUUUUUUUUUAUGCUUUUUUGUUGUUGUUUUGUUUCUCCUGCGGAUUGGGAGAAAACUAAAGUGGACGGGCUGCUGACAGCGAUGGAGGAGUUGUAGGUGUCACCUGAGCAGAGAUGACAGGAGGGAGUCGGGGGAACCUGUACAAGCGACAACCAACGGUUUUGAAAGGUGAAAGGGCCGCCGGGGCGGAGUGAAGGCCGCCAUGCCUCGUAGGAGUAGUUCCGAUUUCCGGGCCCUCCCGGUGUACCAGAAGAGCCACAUCAAGAGGACCCUGGAGCUGGGCACCGUGAUGACCGUGUUCAACUACAAGAAGUCUCAGCCGGAGAGGAGGACCAUCCAGGUGAUAAUGGAAACCUUCCAGGUGGCGUGGAGCAAGACUGCCGACAAAAUCGAAGGCUUCUUGGAUCUCUCGGAAAUUAAGGAGAUCCGCCAGGGAAAGAACUGCCGGGACUUUGAGCGCGGGAAGGCGUCGCGCCUGAAGGAGGAUUGCUGCUUCACCAUCUUCUAUGGAAGUCAGUUUGUGUUGAACACGUUGAGCUUAGAAGCGGACUCUGUUGAAGACGCAGAACAAUGGGAAGUCGGAUUGAACAUAUUGCUGGAGGAGAUUGAGAACGCGCCCACCCUGGCCAUCAUAGAGGGUUGGCUGAGGAAGCAGGUCUACUCGUUGGAUCAGAGCCGGAAGAACAGCAUCAGCACAAGAGAACUGAAGACCAUCCUUCCCCAGAUCAACUUCAAAGUCAGCAGUGUCAAGUCCCUGAAGGACAAGUUACUGGAGAUCGGGAUCCCGAAGGACGACCUCAGCUUUGAACAUUUACAUUUAUUUUACAAACAUCUCAUGUUCGACCAACAGAAGUCAAUUUUGGAUGAAUUCAAAAAAGAUUCUUCAGUAUUUAUCUUGGGAAACGUGGAUCGUUCGGACGCCUCGGCGGUCCAUUUACACGACUUUCAAAGGUUCCUACAACACGAGCAACAGGAAUCCUCAGCCCAGGAUUUGAAUAAAGUCUGCGAGCGGAUGACGAAGUUUAUCGAUGACACGAUGAGGGAGACGGCGGAGCCCUUUCUUUACGUAGAUGAGUUCCUGACCUACUUAUUUUCCAAAGAGAACAGCAUCUGGGAUGAGAAAUACGAUGAAAUCGCCGUCCAGAAUAUGAAUAAUCCUCUGUCGCAUUAUUGGAUCGCUUCCUCGCACAACACGUAUUUAACCGGAGACCAGCUGCGCAGCGAGUCCUCCACAGAAGCCUACGUGCGCUGUCUGCGGAUGGGAUGCAGGUGUAUCGAACUGGACUGCUGGGACGGUCCUGACGGAAAGCCAAUAAUUUAUCACGGAUGGACAAGAACAACGAAAAUUAAAUUUGAGGAUGUGGUGCAAGCUAUUAAAGAUCACGCAUUUGUCACCUCUGAGUACCCGGUCAUCCUCUCCAUAGAGGAACACUGCAAUGUAGAGCAGCAGAGGUACAUGGCCAAGGUGUUCAAGGAGGUCUUCGGAGAUCUUCUGCUGACCAAACCCACCGAAGCGAGCGCCGACCAACUGCCCUCACCCACCCAGCUGAAGGAGAAGAUCAUCAUCAAGCACAAAAAACUGGGACCCAAAGGAGAUUACGUCACCAAUGCAGACGACAGCAAGGAGGAGACCAAACUGCAGGGGGAGCUCUACAUGUGGGACCCCAUCGAUCAGAAAUGGUCUGUUCGAUAUUGCGCAAUCGCCGGCGAUCGGCUUUCCUAUGGCGAUGAAAUUGAGCAAAUUACAGAAGAGGGCGCCGCCAAGUCUUCGCAAGAGCAACACGUGCAGGAGAAAUGGUUCCACGGGAGGAUGCAGGAGGGCCGAUUCAUGGCGGAGCGCCUGCUGCAGGAAUACUGCGCCGAGAUGGGGGGCAAAGACGGCACUUUCCUGGUGCGGGAGAGCGAGUCGUACCUCAAUGAUUAUACUCUCUCCUUCUGGUAUGAUCUGUCUAAAGAUAAACUACAGGCAACUCAUCCUAAGAAUAAACUAUACAGGAGGUCAGGGAGAGUCCAGCACUGCCGGAUCCGCUCCUGUACGGACGGAGAGUAUGUCAAGUAUUACCUGACCGACAACUUGACCUUCGACAGUAUUUAUGAGCUAAUUCAGCACUACAGGGAGUCCUCGCUGCGCUGUGCCGACUUCGAGCUGCGCUUGACGGACGCCGUUCCGAACCCCAACCCACACCUGUGCAAGGAUUGGUAUUACGACAACCUGAGUCGAGGAGAAGCGGAAGAAAUGCUGACGAGGAUACCGCGAGACGGAGCUUUUCUGAUACGAAAGAGAGACGAGCCGAAUUCCUACGCCAUCACCUUCAGGGCGGAGGGCAAAGUGAAGCACUGCAGAAUCCAGAAAGACGGCCGCCUGUUUGUGUUGGGAACUUCGGCUUAUUUCGAAAACUUGGUGGAGCUGGUGAAUUAUUACGAGAAGCACACGCUGUACCGGAAGAUGAAGCUUCGCUACCCGGUGACCGAGGAACUGCUGAUGAGAUUCAACGCUGAAAAGGACGUAGACUCAAUUUACGGCGUAAAGUCCAAGCUGUACGUGGAUCCCAGUGAAAUUUCCCCGGCCAUGCCCCAAGGGACAGUUAUCGCUUUAUUUAACUAUUCUGCUGAAAGACCGGAUGAGUUGAGCUUCUGCACGGGGGCCGUCAUUCACAACGUGGUGAAGAUCUCGGAAGGAUGGUGGAAGGGGGACUACGGACAUAAACUUCAGCACCUCUUCCCCUCCAAUUAUGUGGAGGACAUCUCAAUCAACGAGGAGUUCAUCGCUAACCAGAUUGUUGAGGACAGUCCCCUGGGAUCCAUGUGCCGAGGAAUCCUGGAUCUGGGCACCUAUGACAUCAAGAAACUUCCGCACGGGAAGAACAACAAGAUGUUCGUCUUGACAUUGGAGUCCAAGAACCCCGAGGAACCUUCUGUAGAUUUUGCGACGGACAAAGUGGAGGAAUUGUUUGAAUGGUAUAAAAACAUCCAUCACGUUGUGCACCAGAAGGGGGCGAAGGACUUCAUCAUCAAGACGUGGGAGAAGAAUCAGGUGAUUGCCAGAGAGCUGUCCGACCUGGUGAUCUACUGCAAGCCCAUCAGUGAAGGCAAAGACAACCUAGGGGCGCCGGACUUCCGAGAAAUCCGAUCGUUUGUGGAGAACAAAUCGGAGAGCCUCACUAGGGUGAAGCCCGUUGACCUGCUGAAAUAUAACCGCAGGGCGCUCACGCGCGUCUAUCCCAAGGGGCCGCGAGUGGACUCCUCCAACUACGAUCCGCUGAGGCUCUGGCUGUGCGGAGUCCAGAUGGUGGCUCUGAACUACCAGACUCCAGACCGGUACAUGCAGAUCAACCAAUCCUUGUUCUCUUUCAAUGGACGGUGUGGAUACAUCUUGCAGCCGGAGUGUAUGAGGCAGGAUUCCUAUGACCUGAGUGACUCAAGGAGAAUUGGGCAGAUGGUGCUGACUAUUAAGGUUAUAGGCGCCCGUCAUUUGCCGAAGCCUGGCCGGGGUAUCGCCUGUCCUUUCGUGGAGUUGGAGGUCUGUGGAGGAGAAUUCGAUAAUAAUAAGUUCAGGACCAGCGUAGUGAACGAUAACGGCCUGAACCCCGUGUGGACCUCCGUUCAGCAGCAGGCCAUGUUCGAGAUCCGUGAACCAAACUUGGCUUUCCUGAGGUUUGCCGUGUAUGAAGAGGACAUGUUCAGCGACCCCAACUUUUUAGCUCAAAAUACUUUCCCAAUUAGAGGCUUAAAAACAGGAUAUCGAUCAGUUCCCUUGAAGAAUGGUUAUGGUGAAAAUAUGGAGUUGGCGUCACUUCUGGUUCAUUGCCAAAUAAAGAAAGAUCUGGGCAAUGAAGAAGGCUUGUACAUUUCCUCCGGAGAUCUUCGGCGGCGAGCCGCCCAAAAUAACGAGGUCUCUUUGUACGACACCCACGACAACAUUCGAGUUCCCAGCAGAGAAGCCAUGGGGCGCCAGCCGGGGAACGACAUCCGGACAAUCCCCGAUCCCAGGAGGCCAGGGCCCCGCAAGUAAAGCCAUCAGAAUCUGCUUGAUUAAUAAGGCUAGGGGAGAAACGCGUAAGUAACAGCAGAUUUUACUCAUAGCCGAUCGAUGCUGGAGAGAGGGCGCCCUCUUCCAAAUCCUGGGAACAUCAAAAUUACAAUCAAGUGGAGAACUUUUGAAACAAAAAAAACUUUAUCAAAAACUUGGAUAACCUUCAACAAUCCAUGAAAAGCAUCCACUAUAAACCUUCAGUGAAGCAUCGUCUGCGACUCUCGAACUCCUUGCUGCCAUUUUUCGCUGAUGGAGACGGAGAGAGAGAAGACCCCGGAGGUGGUUUUUGAAGUUCAAUGACGUUUUUCGUCUCGUUUUUGUGGUCCAACAAGAAAUGAACUUUAUAAUCUUGUUUUGUAUGUUGUUUUUUUGUUUUUGUCGACAUGGAGAUCCAAGUUCUCUACCAAAAAAAAAUGACCGAAAGCUAUUUUUUUUUUGCAAAAAGCCCCGGAAAAUUCAACUCUUCAGGAAAGAUAGUUUGUAAUAUUGACACGCGCCACGGAUCGGACGAGUCGAGAACGUUGGUGUGUGGCAAAAAAGAUAUACUUGAACUGUGUGUGUAAAAGGUCGAUAAAAUAUUACUGAAAGUUCGUAAUCUGAA